AUGGCCUUUGAGGAUCUCUUACCUGAAGUUGGAGAUAAGGGAAGAUUCCAGAUCCUUCAGGUCUUUUUUUUUGCUAUCCCUAUGAUACUUAUUGGCAGUCAUUUUCUGCUAGAGAACUUCACUGCUUUUGUCCCUGAGCACCGGUGCUGGGUUCACUUCCUUGACAAUACCUCGGCUUUGCUCAAUGUCAGUGGGAAUCUUAAUUUUAGUUCCCUCCUAAAAUUUUCCAUCCCCCUGGAUUCCAAUGGGAACCCAGAGAAGUGUCGCCGAUUCUUCUGGCCACAGUGGCAGUCCUUGGGGCCAAAUGUCACAGGCCAAAACGUGAGCCAGCUGGAGAUGGAGCCGUGUGUGGAUGGCUGGGUUUAUGACCAAAGCAUCUUCACUUCUUCCAUUGUGACUGAGUGGGACCUGGUGUGUGACUCCCAGACACUGAAGUCCUUUUCUCAGUCAAUAUUCCUUGCUGGAAAUCUGGUUGGAUAUCUAAUAUGGGGCUAUCUCUCAGACAGGUUUGGGAGAAAAGGAAUGUUGCUUCCAAAUUUCCUCAUGUUGGCUGUCUCCAGCACCGGCACUGCCUUUGUCCAGUCAUUCCCAGUUUACUGCUGUUUUCGCUUCCUGUUUGGGUCUUCAGUAACAGGAAUCAUGGUUGGCAGCGGAACCCUCACCCAGGAAUGGACCACCAACCAGCACCGGCCCAUGGUAACAGUCAUUUUCACUCUGUGCUUUAGCAUGGGCCAUCUGUUUCUUGGGUUUGUGGCUUAUGGCAUCCAGGAGUGGCGCAAAUUCCAGCUGGUAAUGUCUGCUCCCUUCUUUGCCUUCUUCCUGGCCUCUUGGUGGUUGCCAGAGUCUGCUAGAUGGCUGAUUGUCCAAAACAGAUAUGAUGAGGCCUUAAAGGUGCUCACAAAAGUUGCAAAGAUCAAUGGAGUAAAGGAGACCACCCUGACUAUAGAGGCUUUGAGAUCCACCAUGGAGAUGGAACUGGUUCCAGCACAGACCCGUUAUACCAUGUUGGAUUUGGUCUACUUUCCCAUCCUGCGUACAAGAAUGCUCUGUUUGUCCUUUGUAGGUUUCACAACAGGGAUGCUUUUCUAUGGGUUUUUUCUGGAUCUUCAGAACUUGGGGAGCAAUAUUCAAACACUCCAGGUUCUAUUCGGAACUUCCACCUUCCUAAGCAGGUUUGUAGCCUUGUUCAUCAUGACCCGCCUUGGCCGUCGAACGAUAACAGCGAGCUGCCUCCUCCUUGCUGGACUGUUCAUAUCUGCCAGUGCUUUUCUGCCUCGAGGAAUUUUGCGUGUGGUUUUGGCAAUGCUGGCAAUUAACUGUAUUGUGGUCUCCAUUUCCAGCAAUAGUGUCUAUUCCGCUGAGCUCACACCCACAGUCGUCAGGGGCAGGUGCUUGGGACUCAUUCUUAUGGUAAAUCGGAUUGGGGCAAUUCUGGCCCCAUUGGUGAAUAUGCUCAAGCACUACCUUCCAGCACUGCCACUGAUCAUCUUUGCAGCCAUGGCCAUCACUGCCGGCCUUGUGGUCUUCUUCUUCCUCCUGGAAACCCAAAAUAAACCAAUGCCUGACACCAUCGAAGAUAUAGAAUGUGGACAUUCAAGGGAAGGAGCAAGACCUAGAGAUGAAGGUGAUGCUGCAGUGAAAAUAAGUCAGUUUUAA
Molecule: messenger RNA, 1656 nt
Organism: Vombatus ursinus (common wombat)
Lineage: Eukaryota; Metazoa; Chordata; Mammalia; Diprotodontia; Vombatidae
Product: solute carrier family 22 member 24-like
Exons: 10
Coding region: 1-1656 (551 amino acids)
Biological process (GO): transmembrane transport
Cellular component (GO): membrane
Molecular function (GO): transmembrane transporter activity
Source: RefSeq, a predicted model, not a curated record